AAUUUCGAGAAUUUAGAAUCCCUUGAUGGUGCUAUGGACUGCUAUAACACUAUUCAUCUUCUUGGUUUGCUGCCAAAUCCCGCUUUUCGGCAUCAUGAGCUCAGACUCAGCUGAUCCGUUCUACUGGAUUCGUGUGAUUUUAGCUUCGAACCGUGGUACACUUAUGGAACUUGGUAUUUCUCCAAUUGUGACGUCCGGUCCGAUUAUGCAGCUGCUGGCGGGUGCCAAAAUCAUUGAGGUCGGCGAUACACCUAAAGAUCGUGCACUAUUUAACGGUGCACAAAAAUUAUUCGGCAUGGUUAUAACAAUUGGUCAAGCCAUCGUGUACGUCAUGACAGGCAUGUAUGGUGAUCCUUCGGAAGUUGGCGCCGGUGUGUAUUUGCUAAUUAUCAUUCAACUGUUUGCUGCUGGUUUGAUAGUGCUGCUGCUUGAUGAGUUGCUGCAGAAAGGUUAUGUCUUAGGCUCUGGUAUUUCGCUUUUCAUUGCCACCAACAUUUGUGAGACUAUUGUGUGGAAAGCAUUCUCACCCACAACUGUCACUACCGGCAGAGGUACAGAAUUUGAAGGCGCCGUAAUUGCACUAUUCCACUUGAUGGCCACACGCAACGACAAAGUACGUGCGCUACGUGAAGCAUUCUACCGCCAAAAUUUGCCAAAUUUGAUGAACUUGUUGGCCACAGUGCUGGUAUUUGCCGUGGUCAUAUACUUCCAAGGUUUCCGUGUGGAUUUGCCCAUCAAAUCAGCUCGUUACCGUGGCCAAUACAGCAGCUAUCCCAUCAAGCUCUUCUACACUUUAAACAUUCCCAUCAUUUUACAAUCGGCUUUGGUUUUUAACUUGUAUGUCAUCUCACAAAUGUUGGCUGUCAAGUUCCAGGGCAAUGUCUUUAUCAAUUUGCUUGGUGUCUGGGCUGAUGUUGGUGGUGGCUGCAUUGGCGCGUUAUCUGUUAUGGCUGACUUUUUGGGUGCCGUUGAUUCAGGUACAGGUAUUCUGCUGGCUGUAACCAUCAUCUAUCAGUACUUCGAAAUCUUCGUUAAGGAGCAAUCGGAGAUGGGUGGCAUGGGCACUUUACUGUUUUAA
Messenger RNA from Rhagoletis pomonella (apple maggot), 1078 nucleotides. Its product is annotated as protein transport protein Sec61 subunit alpha-like. The record is from RefSeq and is a predicted model, not a curated record. Gene Ontology annotation, molecular function: ribosome binding; transmembrane protein transporter activity; signal sequence receptor activity. NCBI's taxonomy places the organism in Eukaryota, Metazoa, Arthropoda, Insecta, Diptera, Tephritidae. The transcript is spliced from 2 exons. Gene Ontology annotation, biological process: SRP-dependent cotranslational protein targeting to membrane, translocation; post-translational protein targeting to membrane, translocation. Gene Ontology annotation, cellular component: Sec61 translocon complex; membrane. The coding region runs from base 26 to 1078 and encodes 350 amino acids.